Molecule: messenger RNA, 666 nt
Organism: Emiliania huxleyi CCMP1516
Lineage: Eukaryota; Haptophyta; Isochrysidales; Noelaerhabdaceae
Exons: 1
Coding region: 1-666 (221 amino acids)
Molecular function (GO): protein-lysine N-methyltransferase activity
Source: RefSeq, a predicted model, not a curated record
AUGACGUCGACCUCGAGCGAAAGUCCAGUCCGCGCCGGCGGGCUCGAUGUUUACACGCCAGGCCUCAUCCAGGUCUGGUACUCUGACUAUACGCUCAACGCACUGAAAGCCGCGAUCAUCGAGGCCGCACCAGCCAAAGUUGCGUGCCUGUCCUGCCCCUCGCUCUACUUUCACGACGAGGCCGCGCGCUGGAGAGACACGUUCGGGCUUGUCAACUUUGAGUUUGAUCGGAGAUGGGAGUCGGAUCCCGGAUUCGUCUUCUACGACUGCUAUCGGCCCACCGAGAUAGCAGAGCAGCUCCACGGCCAGUUCGACUUCAUCGUCGCUGACCCACCGGCCAUCAACAACCGCACGCUCGAGUGCUACGCGGCGACAAUCAAGCUUCUCGCAGCGCGCGGCGCAAAGAUCAUCUUCUCGACAUUGGAGAAUUUUGAUCCGACGAUGCAAGACCUACUCGGUCUCUCACCGCAGCGCUUCAGGCCAGACCUGCCCGGAUUCGCCCUCGACGGCCGCUGGUGCUUCUACACCAGUUUUGCGUGCCGGUCACUCUCGCAACCAAACCCAGUCGCCGAUGCAAAGAGGGAAGCUGCAAAGUUGGAGGAGGAGGAUCAAGAGGGAUACGCUGAGCUGGCAGCAGGCUUUCACCAGUCCCAACAUGAAAUAUGA